Styela clava is the source of this 2636-nucleotide messenger RNA. RefSeq lists its product as uncharacterized. Gene Ontology annotation, molecular function: protein binding. NCBI's taxonomy places the organism in Eukaryota, Metazoa, Chordata, Ascidiacea, Stolidobranchia, Styelidae. The record is from RefSeq and is a predicted model, not a curated record.
ACCGCAGCAAAGAUGUCUUUUUUGAAGAUCUUGGCUGUUAUUUUCAUCGUCAUGUUGUCGAAGGCGGCGUCUGAAACUGCAGAAGCAAAAUGCACAGAAAAGGACCCCCGUCAGGUUUAUCCAUACUGCAUGUAUUCUAUUGCCGAUGAUUCGCUAUGGUGUGACCAGUCCAAGUACAAGAGAUUACCGAGUGUCGAUGAAAUUAAUAGACAUUUGGCCCCAAAUCGUAACUGUACAUUAGCGAAAAAGCUUUACGUCAACGACAGUUGCUUACAAGAGAUUAGUGAAGAUGAUCUCAGACCGUACCAAGGAAUAUUGGCAUUGUACGGAGACAUGAACAGCAUUGUUCACCUGGCUUCAAAAACGUUCGAAAAGAAUAAGGAACUAGAAAAAAUUCACUUCUGCUCGAAUAAAAUUCGAGCCAUCGAUCUACAUGCCUUCAAAGGUCUCAAACAAUUGAAACAUGUACAUCUUGAUAACAACGAAAUCACAGAAUUGCAUUCAGGGACGUUCGUCGGCUUAAGUUCUCUUCUAGUUAUAUCUUUGAAGAACAAUAAACUGAAAGAAAUCGGUCGAAGCCACUUUCAAAACUUGAAUAACUUAAAAACUUUACAACUUCAAGGCAAUUUCAUACAGCGUAUUGAAGACCGAACGUUCAGUACAUUGACAGGACUUAAAAAUCUUCACUUAGACAAUAAUAAAAUAUCUGUUAUCACGCCCAGAACCUUCAGCGGGUUGGAAGGGCUCGAAACCUUAACUUUAACUCAUAACGGAAUCAGAUCGUGGCCAAGAACAUACGGGGUUGUUUUCGUCAAUCUGCAAACACUACAUCUUGGCAGUAAUGCCAUAUCAGAGAUAUUUCUACCGGAACACGUAGAAAAUGUGGCGAAGCUUAGAUAUCUGUCAUUAGACAACAACUUGAUUUCAAAACUUCAUCCAGAGCUAUUUCAUGCAACCCCAGAACUUCAGCAUUUGAACUUGAGUAGUAACAGUUUCGAAGACAUUCCGGCCGAUGCAUUUGAAACACUGAGUGAAUUGCAUUCGCUUAUCUUAAAAGACAACCGACUGAAGACACCAAAAUCCGAGUGGUUUAAAAACGUUAUCAAGAAUGCAAACAAAGAAAGUAAUGUGGGGUUGGAAAUGAACGAUUGGAUUUGUGAUUGUGGGAUCUUAAGCUAUUUACAAUACGUCGAAGAUUUGCAUAAACACGAAAAUCCGACAGUCCGAUCGUUAGCAAGAAAACUUCAAAUAGUCUGCCACAGCCCAGCUCAAUAUCAGAAUAAACUUUUGACCCCGGAAGUAGGAAACGAAAUAAUAUCGCGACAAAAUUGUCCACAUUCCAUCUUUGAGAUCCUCCCAUCAACUACCCCAGCCAUCGUUGAAAAAUCGAAUAACCCAGACGAUGAGGAAGCUAACAUCCCAAAACAUAUGCAAUCGUCUACAGAAAUUGUAAACACCAUUUCCAUGAUUACUGCAGAAGUUACCGAUAAUUUAAACACAGGCGUAAUUGUAGGUAUUGUAGUUGGAUUGUUGUGCGCGGUGGUAGCUAUUAUUGUAGCUUUGGGCGUUCUGCAUCGUUACAAAUUCAGGAAAGCAGAUUCACGUCACUUCAGGAAACGUAAUGUUAGCACUCGUAGCCAAACAUCGGGUCUUUUAUCAGAUGAAGGGAAAGGCGACAAAUAUGAACAUCCAACACAUGUGUAAUUGAAUAUUUUGUAAAUGUCAAAUUUUGCUUAUUUGUUCCUAAGAGUUUCGAAUUUUUACUGUAAUAUCUCUGCCAACAAGAUACGUGUGGAUGUGCGUCGAAGAUUUGAAACAGAAGGACGAGUAGUUUGCCAAGCGAUCUAGGCCUCACGCUAGCGUCGUGUUCAUCACGUUGCACUUCGCGAUGCUGGCACCGAGUUGAAAACUCAAAGAGAGUUCCAUUUUACAAUGUAACAAUCAUUAAAGUUUAUAUAACAUAUUUUAUACUUUUGGCAGUUAUUGUACUUUAAGAUAUCUCUGAUAUAUUGCGCAUUUGGCAGAUACAUCUGAAAAACUAACAGCAUAAACUGUAAAUUUUAAGCAAACUCGGCCCCAUGGUACCGGUACAAAUAUGCGACUUUCGUGCCCACGUAGCAUUUCUCUUUAGUUUACCAGAAAUCUAAGCUUAUCGUGGAAUUGAAUGAUUUUUAUCUGAUAUUCAAUUUUUUGUACCUAUCAGCCAUAAUCGAGAUCUAAUCACUCACCCAAUAUAAUUCAAGGUAUCGUUUCGUUUGUUUAACUUUUAAAGGAACAAUGAACGGUCUAAACCUUGCUCUCCGCGAGAGCCGAGUUUUAAUUUUUUCAAUAUAAUUCUUUCAGUUUAGUUUUACUUGGAAAAUUUUUAUUUUAUGCAUUUUUUUUCUUUGCUGUGUUUUUAGAUUCUCAUUCAUUUUAUACAUUUCAACAUAGUUAAAUAUUUUCGCUGGGGAAGGAUACCGCUUUUGGUGGGCAUAAUCUAUUUUAUUAUAUCGCCUAUAAAAAGGAAUUUUUUUUAAAUAUCCAGGGAAUGUAAAUAAUAAAAAACAAUAACAUCAGAUAAAAAAACAAAAAAAAAAUAAAAAAGUGAAAAGCAAAAACGUUUCCAAGAUGCAAACAAAUAAACUCACCCAAGU